UAGAAACGGAGUUUUGACCGACUUAAAUAUUUCUCGAUCUCAGGUCACCCUAAAUUGAGAUCUAGAGUUUCGGCUUGAAACAAAGAACAGUGGACUUAUGUCAGCCAAUUUAUGGAAUAAAAUACAUAAAAUUAACGAGUUUAAAUCUCAAUUAUCUAAAGCGCUUAGUGAUGUAGACAAAUUAAAAGAGCUAGCUAUAUGGGAAAAUGGCAAGCUUGAAAAUCAAAUCGAUGCAGAGACACUUCGACGCUAUCGAAAGGCGAAGUCCAGGGAAGCUGAAGAACUUAAUAAGAAAAAAGAGCAUUUAAAAGCUGUACUGACGAACGAUGAAAACAAAAUUGUAAAAGAGUGUAAAACAGCAAGUGAGGAAAAAGCUGAGCGUUUGAAGUAUUUGAGAGCACAAGCUGAAUUGCUGGAAAAAAAAAAGAAAGAGACAGACGAAAAAAUUGCGCUUGAAAAGUAUGACCAGCGUCUUCGAGAAGAAUGUGCUGAAUUACGCCAGGAAUUAAGUAAACGUAGAGCUAAAGAAAUCGCGCGUGAUCUUUUAAUCCAAAUCGAAAUGAAACAGAAACAAAAUCUUCUAGAGAAACGUCAAAAUGACUAUUUGGAUAAGCUCGUAUUAACUCACUCAAAGGAUAUGUCCAAUGAAGCUGAUACGCAGAUGAUUGUAGAAGGAAAAAAGCGGAUCGCAAAUGUUUUAAGACAACAGAUAGAAAGAAAAGAGCAGGAGAAACUUGUAGAAAAAGCGGAGAAGCUGAAACAAGCAAACGCUUUGGAAGAAUUAAAUAAGCAACUGAAGCAAGAAAAAGAAGAUGAGGUAACAAAAAAGAAAUUAAGGUUCUCUAAGGUGAAAUUGGACUUGAACAAGUGUUUACAGGAAAAACUAUUAAGGAAAUCAGAAGAACGCAACCAAGAAGCUCAGUACGACAAUUUACUAACCCUUUUAAACCAACAAGUAGAUAAAGAGAGGAGUGGGAAGCAGAGGGACAAGACGUUUUGUAUCUUAGUCAGAGAGAAAUAUGAAAUUCGGUGUCGAUGGUGUUCUAAUGUUUAGCCCAGAUUCUGUAUGGUCAAUGUCUUAUGCAAAUGGAAGAAAAUCUUGCAGCAAAUUCCAGGGGGACCUUACCUCUUAAGUAGUAUCAUAAUGUAAACAAGACCGGAAAUUAAUUAUUGUGUUAGCAAACUAUUUUAUUUGAUUACUGAAGACAACGUGCUGAAUGAGAGGUGUUUCUUUUCUUUAAAGUAUGAUUACAAAUCGCUAACCUGACAAUGUGAAGCCCAAAUAAAAAAACCAAUUCAAUCAUUCGACUUUUAGGUUACUUUAAAGAAAGAAACGUUACAGUAUUUAGAGCAUGUUCGUAAUUCAAAAGAAGCCGAAAAGAUGUAUGAGGAAGAAAUUAGCAGAAGUAUUGACGAACAUAUUGCAAAGCAACAAAAUCUUGGUCACCAUAAGAAAAUGCAGCUUCUAGUAGCUAGAGAAAAUUUGAAAAAUGAUGUAAACGAAGUAUGUCGACAACAAAUAAUGGAAAAAAGAAAAAGGCAGGAUGAAGAAAAACUUGAACACAUAGAAGAAGUGAAACAACUGAACGAAGUUAUUGGACGAAUGAAGUUAGAUUCUAAGUAUGAGCUGCAGUUGCGACGCCAGAAUGUUGAGACAUAUCGUAACGCCUUAGAACGACAAAUCGCUGACCAGCGAACUAGAUAUCAACAACUAAUAGCUGACAAUGCACGGGAGUUUGAGAAGAAUAAGAAAACAGAGGAACAGCUCACCGAACUUGUGCAUAAUAUCGUUAAUUCAAAUGAAACUGACUACAACAGACAUCCAUGGCAAAAACUGUUGGCUACUGGUCACUGGUCUAUUCCAGUGUGGGAUGGUGAACCUCAAAUAUCGAAAUUUGCAAGUGCAAGGUAUUAAACCAGAAAAUUAAUAUUAUCCAACGUAUUUGACUGUUUUCAUAAUAAAUCUAAGAGGAAUUAUUACUAUUGCCGUUGUAAUUGAAACAUGAAAACCACGUGAUUUUACUAAAGCAUC
Molecule: messenger RNA, 2032 nt
Organism: Schistosoma curassoni
Lineage: Eukaryota; Metazoa; Platyhelminthes; Trematoda; Strigeidida; Schistosomatidae
Source: the annotation of a GenBank genome assembly